Molecule: messenger RNA, 2076 nt
Organism: Equus caballus (horse)
Lineage: Eukaryota; Metazoa; Chordata; Mammalia; Perissodactyla; Equidae
Source: RefSeq, a predicted model, not a curated record
AGCUCAAAGGAGACCAAGAUGGCCACUGUGACUUCAAGAGAGAUGAAAGAAAAGGGCCCGUUACCUUGAAAAUCCCCGAACCUGGGGCCGCAUCCUACCUGUUGUUCUUCCUGUGGGGUUCCUAUACAUUAACACUUUGCCAUUUCAUAAUCGUUGUACUUUACUUUUUAGAAACUAGUGAAGUAAGUCUCAAACAAAUUUUGGAGACUUUGAACACAAGUAAGCCAGCUCCUGAAUUUGAAGAUGCACGUGCUGCCCUCAAUACUGUCCACGUGACGAGCUGCAGCAGAAUUCAGGUGAAUGACUUGAAAGAUGCUUUUGAUGACCUCAGUGUUUGUUUAAAGCCUGAAGAACACCAGAUGUUGGAAAAAACACUUGAUGUUGAUGAGAAGGGAAAUGUUUCCCUAAAGACUGCCCUUUUAGCGCUGAAGAGCAAUAAGCGUUUUCAAGAUUUUAGAGAGGUUAGUGAACUUGCAAAGGCCUUAGACAAAGUCACCCAUGAAAAAAUUGAUGUUGAUGAUGUAAAAGCUGUAUUGCAAGGCCUGGGGAUUUAUUUUCCAGAGGAAGAAUUACAGGAGGUGCUCACAUCCGUUUCUGUUGAUGAUGAAGGGAAAGUGGACUUAAAAGAUUGCCUGACUAGGUUGAUGCAAACGCCAUAUUUUACAAAAGGUUCAAAAAUAGACAACCUCUUGAAAGUUCUGGUCUCCAUUAGGAAAAAUGUGGCCAAUCCUGAUGACCUAGGCUCCAUGAUGAAAAGUAUAGGAGUUCCAUUACCACAAGAUGUGAUUGAAAGAGCAUUGAAGAAUGUGGCUCUCACAGAGGAUGGGACAGUAAAUUUAGAAGAGUUUAUGGGCAAUUUGGUCAAUUCAGAAUUUUCAUCUCUACUUGAAAGAAAUAGGAUUGAUGACAGCAAUCUAGACACCUUCCUAGGAAACAUGAGGAUGGAGAUGUCAGUUGAUAAAACAGUGAACAAGAAUGAGAUAAAAGAUAGGAGAUCAUCUAUGGGAAGGAAGAUUGAUUUCAGUAAUGUGGAUGCUGUUCUGAAAAACAUGGAUAUAAAACUUACAGAAGAUGAACAACAGGAACUACUAGAACACCUUUCAGCUACUACUGAUGAAGAUAUGGAUAUGAAAACAUUGAUAGGAAUUGUGAAGAUGCUUAAAGCUGAUAGGCAAGUUGAACUUAAUAAACUAGUGAAUGAAGCUAAAGCUGUUACAGGGUUGCAAGUUGAUGUUCACAACCUUGACACUAUUCUUGGAAACAUGGCAAUCAAACUUACAGCUGAGGAUGUUAAUGAUCUAACCCUAAAUCUACCAGUUGAUGGAGGAGAGGUUGUUUUCAAUAACAUGAAAAAAGUUCCAGGAAACAUGGGAAUAGAACUCAAAGAUGAGAAACACUGGGAGUUGGUGAACAAUCUGCCAACUGAUGGAGGGAACAUUAGUGUGAGUAAUUUGGACAGCAUUCUGGGAGAAAUGAGAAUUAAGCUCACAGAAAAGGAACAGGAAAAACUGACAGAAAACCUGCUACUUGCUGGAGGGGUUAUUGAUGUCAAUAAAGUGAAUACUCUUUUGCAAGACAUGGGGAUGAACCUUACAGAAAAGGAAAUUAAUGAUCUGACACACAGUUCACCAGCUGAUGGAGGAGAAAUUAAUGUCAGUGAUAUUGAAAAUACUCUGGAAAAAAUUGGGAUAGAGCUCACAGAUAAGGAAUGCUUGGAGUUACAGAAAUAUCUGCCAGCUGAUGCUCAUGGAAAACUGGAUCAGAAUAGCUUGAUGGAUGGUGUGAAAACUCUUAAAGGUGAGUGAUAAGUAUAAUGAAAAAACAGAUAAAUCUGGAAUAUAUGUGUUUACAUUCUCUAAAUUUAGAAUCCUGCCACUGUUUGUGUGUGUGUGUGUGUGUGUGUGUAAAACCAUAUUAAUGUUUUUUCCAGAGAUAUUUUCUGUACAUAUUUUACCAAACGGUCUCCUGUACUAUUCUUUAACCUUAAGAUUUAAGUGAAAACCCAUGUAAAAGCAGGACCCUUGAAUAACUUCACCCUUAGUGAAAUGGUAAACCAGAAAAAUGUCUCGUUAGCAC